Messenger RNA from Myotis brandtii (Brandt's bat), 15254 nucleotides. It is a transcript of the gene FRAS1, whose product is annotated as Fraser extracellular matrix complex subunit 1. The record is from RefSeq and is a predicted model, not a curated record. The transcript is spliced from 74 exons. Gene Ontology annotation, biological process: cell communication. Gene Ontology annotation, cellular component: membrane. Bases 139 to 12177 code for a protein of 4012 amino acids. Gene Ontology annotation, molecular function: protein binding. NCBI's taxonomy places the organism in Eukaryota, Metazoa, Chordata, Mammalia, Chiroptera, Vespertilionidae.
UGGCGAGAGAGCUCUCCACCGCCUCAUUUCCCAGGAGGUGGCCGCCCGCCGCCCCCCGCCUGAAGCCCGCGUUUUGGCCGAGAGCGGGUUCUUGGAUGCUGAAGGCUGGGCUCCUCCAGCGCGGGUGCCCAGGCGGCGAUGGGUGUCUUUCAAGUGUGGCUCGGGGUGGCCCUAGCACUGGCGGAAUUUGCAGGAUUGCCUCAUCGCUCUGAAGGUGCUUGUGUCUAUCAGGGUUCCUUGUUGGCGGAUGCCACAAUUUGGAAGCCCGAUUCGUGCCAGAAUUGCCGUUGCCAUGGUGAUAUUGUUAUCUGCAAACCUGCUGUUUGCAGAAACCCUCAGUGUGCCUUCGAGAAGGGAGAAGUGCUUCAAAUAGCCGCCAACCAGUGCUGCCCCGAGUGUGUGUCCACGACUCGUGGGUCUUGCCAUCACGAAGAGAAAAUCUAUGCGCAUGGAACAGAGUGGGCCUCCUCUGUGUGUAGUGUGUGCUCCUGCGCUCACGGAGAAGUCCGAUGUAGUCCUCAACCAUGCCCACCGCUGUUGUGUGGACACCAGGAGCUGGAAUUCAUCCCUGAAGGAAGCUGCUGCCCCAUCUGUGUGGGCCCUGGGAAGUCCUGUUCCUACGAAGGCCGUGUGUUUCAGGAUGGGGAGGACUGGCCACUGAGUUCGUGUGCCAAAUGCAUGUGUAGAAAUGGGGUCACCCAGUGCUUCGCGGCUCAAUGUCAGCCUCUGUUUUGUAAUAAGGAUGAAACUGUGGUUCGAGUUCCUGGAAAAUGCUGCCCCCAGUGCUCUUCCGGAUCCUGCUCCGCUGCUGGCCAAGUGUACCAGCAUGGUGAACAGUGGAGUGAAAACGCCUGCACCACGUGCCUAUGUGACCGGGGCGAGGUCCGGUGCCACACGCAAGCCUGCCCCCCUCUAAGAUGUGAAAAGGGUCAGAGAAGGGCUCAGCGCCAUGGGGAGUGCUGUGAGGAAUGUGUGUCUCCUGCCGGAAGCUGCUCCCACCACGGGAGUGUGCGGUACCAGGAUGAGAUGUGGCAGGGCUCGGCCUGUGAGUUCUGCGUGUGUGACCGCGGCCGAGUGACCUGCCACACCGGAGAGUGUGCCAGGGUGGAGUGUGCCCAGGGUGAAGAAUUAAUUCACUUAGAUGGAAAAUGCUGUCCUGAAUGCAUUUCAAGGAGUGGCUAUUGUGUUUAUGAAGAAAAUGCAGAAUUUAUGUCCUCAAAUGCGAGUGAAGUUAAACAUAUUCCAGAGGGAGAGAAGUGGGAGGAUGGCCCUUGCAAGCUGUGUGAGUGCCGCGGGGCUCAGGUCACUUGCUAUGAGCCCUCAUGUCCACCGUGUCCAGUGGCCACACUAGCCCAGGUGGGGAAGGGACAGUGCUGCCCAGAAUGCACGGCAGUUUACUGCCACCCAGACUGCUUGACCUGCUCUCAAUCUCCAGACCACUGUGUCCUCUGCCAGGACCCCACGAAGCUGCUGCGGAAUGGACGGUGUGUGCACAGCUGCGGCCCAGGAUUUUACCAAGCUGGGGCCCUCUGUUUAGCCUGCCAGCCUCAGUGCUCCACGUGUUCCAGUGGCCUGGAGUGCUCCUCCUGCCAGCCGCCCCUGCUGAUGCGGCACGGGCAGUGUGUGUCCACCUGCGGGGAUGGCUUCUACCAAGAUCGCCACUCCUGUGCAGCCUGCCAUGAGUCCUGUGCCGCCUGCUGGGGUCCCACGGAGAAACACUGCCUGGCCUGCAGGGACCCGCUCCACGUGCUGAGAGAGGGCGCCUGUGAGAGCAGCUGUGGCCCUGGGUUUUACAACAAGCAGGGCACCUGCAGUGCUUGUGACCAAUCCUGUGAAAGUUGUGGCCCCAAUAGUCCCAGAUGCCUUACCUGUGCUGAGAAGGCAGUGUUGCAUGAUGGCAAGUGCAUUUCUGAAUGCCCUGGUGGAUACUAUGCUGAUGCCACUGGCAGAUGCAAAGUCUGUCAUAACUCGUGUGCCAGCUGCUCGGGACCCAGGGCCUCUCACUGUACAGCCUGCGCCCACUCUCGGGCUCUGCGCCACGGCCGCUGUCUGCCCAACUGUGGAGAGGGCUUCUACCCCGACCGCGGGAUCUGCAAAGCUUGUCAUUCCUCUUGUCUGACUUGUGUGGGUCCAGAGCGCUCUCACUGUACCCAGUGCAAGAAGCCAGAGGAGGGACUGCAAGCCGAGCGGCUGUCUGGUGUGAACAUCAGCUCGGGCGAGUGUCUGUCUCACUGUAGAGCCCAGUUUUACUUGGAGAACACUGGGCUGUGUGAAGCUUGUCACCAAUCCUGUUUCGGGUGUGCAGGGCAGAGCCCACACAACUGCACAGCCUGCUGGCCUUCCCAUGUGCUGAUGGAGGGGCAGUGCCUCUCCCAGUGCCCGGAUGGGUACUUUAACCAGGAAGGCAGCUGUACAGAAUGCCACCCCACCUGCAGGCAGUGCCAUGGCCCAUCCGAAUCUGACUGCAUUUCCUGUCACCCUCAUGUCACUAUUAAUGGUGGAAACUGUAGGACCAGCUGCAAGGAAGAGCAGUUCCUCAACCUCAUGGGGUACUGUGCUGACUGCCAUCCUCUGUGCCAGCAAUGUGCAGCUGAUCUCCACAACCCCGGGAGCAUCUGCCUGAGGUGCCAGAACACCCAGUUCCUGUUGCUGGGGGACCACUGUGUUCCCGACUGCCCUUCUGGAUAUUACACGGAGAAAGGAGCUUGUAAAAAAUGUCACUCCUCCUGUAGAACCUGCCAGGGCAGAGGACCCUUCUCCUGCUCCUCAUGUGACACCGGCCUCGUUCUGUCCCACCUUGGCACCUGCAGCACCACCUGCUUCCCAGGGCACUAUCUCGAUGACAGCCAUUCUUGUCAAUCAUGCAACCCGCACUGUGGAAGCUGUGAUUCACAGGCCAGCUGUACCUCCUGCCGCGAUCCAAACAAGGUCCUGCUCUUUGGGGAUUGUCAGAAUGAGAACUGUGCCCCACAGUACUAUCUUGACUUCUCCACCAAGACAUGCAAAGAGUGUGAUUGGAGUUGCAAUGCGUGCAGCGGGCCUCUGAGGACAGACUGCCUGCAGUGCAUGGAUGGCUACGUUCUCCAGGACAGCACCUGCGUGGAGCAGUGCGCACCAUCAUUCUACCGGGACUCGGGCCUCUGCAAGGGCUGUGACAGCCACUGUCUCCAGUGCCAAGGUCCCCAGGAGUGUACCCGCUGUGAGGAACCAUUUCUCCUCUUGGGAGCCCAGUGUGUCCAGGAAUGUGGGAAGGGAUACUUUGCAGAUCAUGCCAGUCACAAAUGUGCAGCCUGCCCUCGGAGGUGCUUGCAGUGCAGCCACAGAAGCCGGUGUCACCGCUGUGACCAUGGGUUCUCUCUGAAAAGUGGCCUUUGCGUUUCCAACUGUGUUCCUGGCUUCUCUGCCCACUCAUCUAACGAAACAUGUGCUGGCAGAACACACACUCCUGGUCUUCAUGUGAAUGGUUCUCUCACCCUGGCCAUUGGUUUAAUGAAGCCACUGGAUUUUUCCCUCCUGAACGUCCAAGACCAGGAUGGCAGGGUCGAAGACCUCCUGUUCCAUGUUGUGAGCACGCCCACCAACGGGCAGCUAGUGCUCUCGAGGAAUGGGAAAGAGGUGCAACUCGACAAGGCUGGCCAUUUUAGCUGGAAGGAUGUGAAUGAGAAAAAAGUGCGCUUUGUGCACAGCAAAGAAAAGCCCAGGAAAGGUUACUUUUCCCUGAAAAUUAGUGACCAGCAGUUCUUCUCUGAGCCACAGCUGAUCAAUAUACAGGCAUUUUCAACACAGCCCCCCUAUGUACUGAGAAAUGAGGCUCUCCACAUUAGCAGAGGAGAGAGGGGAACCAUCACCACCCAGCUGCUUGACAUCCGAGAUGAUGACAAUCCACAGGAUGUGAUAGUUGAAGUGCUGGAUCCUCCACUUCAUGGCCAAUUGCUUCAAACACUUCAGUCCUCUGCAACCCCUGUCUAUCAGUUCCGGCUGGAUGAAGUCUCCAGGGGCCUUCUCUACUACGCUCACGAUGGUUUGGAUAGCACAUCUGAUGUUGCAGUCUUGCAAGCCAAUGAUGGAUACUCUUUCCAAAAUAUACUGUUCCACGUGAAGAUUGUGCCCAAGAAUGACAAAGGUCUUCGGCUUGUGGCCAAUUCAAUGGUGUGGGUUCCGGAAGGGGGAAUGCUGCAGAUUACCAACAGGAUCUUACAGGCCGAAGCCCCAGGUGCCAGAGCCUCAGAAAUCAUCUACAAAAUUAUGCAGGACCACCCCCAAUUUGGGGAGGUGGUCCUUCUGGUUAAUAUGCCUGCAGACAGCCCCGCUGAAGAAGGCCAGCACCUGCCUGAUGGGAGGACAGCAACCCCCACCAGCACCUUCAGCCAGCAAGACAUCAAUGAAGGCAUCGUGUGGUACAGGCACUCAGGAGUCCCAGCCCAGAGUGACUCCUUCCGCUUUCAGGUUUCCAGUGCCACCGAUGCCCACACCCACCUGGAGAGCCGCAUGUUCAACAUCGCGAUCUUACCGCAGACGCCUGAAGCGCCUCAGCUCUCUCUGGGAGCGUCUCUCCAUAUGACUGCUCGGGAAGAUGACCUGACUGUGAUUCAGCCUCAUUCUCUCUCUUUUGUCAACUCUGAGAAGCCAAGUGGAAAGAUUAUAUACAAUGUCACUUUACCUCUGCAUCCAAGUCAAGGUAUCAUCGAACAUAGGGACCAGCCCCACUCUCCCAUCCGGUAUUUCACACAGGAAGAUAUUAACCAGGGCAAAAUCAUGUACCGCCCUCCCACGGCAGCCCCCCACCUCCAGGAAAUCAUGGCCUUCUCCUUCGCUGGUCUCCCAGAAUCGGUGAAAUUCCACUUUACAGUUUCGGAUGGAGAACACACGAGUCCGGAGAUGGCCCUCACCAUUCACUUACUUCACUCGGAUCGGCACCCCCCAGUGUUCCAGGUCACAGCUCCACUGCUCAAGGUCAGCCCAGGAGGCAGAACUUCCAUAGGGCUGCAGGUGGUAAUAAGAGACACCGAGACAGCGCCUGAAGAACUCCUCUUUGAGCUUCGGAAACCGCCCGAGCAUGGCGUGCUCCUUAAGGACACAGCUGAGUUCCCAGGGCCCAUGGCCCCAGGUGACACUUUCACAUAUGAGGAUAUUGAGAAAAAUGUGCUGCAGUAUCUCCACGACGGCUCCUCCGCACGGGAGGACAGCCUGGAGAUCUCGGUCACAGAUGGCCUCUCGGCGAUGACCGUGGACGUGAGAGUGGAGGUGUCCCUGUCAGGCGCCCCAGCGCCUCGGCUGGCUGCCGGUGCCUCUCUGAGCAUGACCGUUGCUAGUGAAAGCACAGCUGUAAUCACUAGAUCUCACCUUGCUUACGUCGAUGAUUCUUCCCCCGACUCUGAGAUCUGGAUUCAAUUAAGUUCUCUGCCCAUGUAUGGGACUCUUUUAAGAACCUCAGGACUUGAAGUGGAAGAAAUCUCAGAGGUUGCCAAUUUCACGAUGGGAGAUAUCAACAACCAGAAAAUUAGGUACUCAGCCGUGUUUGAGACCGAGGGUCAGCUGGUCACGGAUAGCUUCCAUUUCUCUGUGUCUGAUAUGGACCACAACCGACUGGAAAAUCAGAUGUUUACCAUCAUGAUCACUCCUGUCAAGAAUCCACCUCCAGUCAUUGCCUUUGCUGACCUUAUCACGGUUGACGAGGGAGGGAGAACUCCACUCUCAUUUCACCAUUUCUUUGCUGCUGAAGAUCAGGACAACCUACAGGGCGAUGCCGUCAUUCAACUAAGUGCUCUGCCCAAGUACGGCUGCAUUGAGAACACAGGAACAGGUGAUCGUUUUGGUCCUGGAACUACUAGUGACCCAGAGGCGUCCUUCCCAAUUCAAGAUAUUCUGGAAAACUACAUUUACUACUUUCAGAGUGUUCAUGAAAGCAUUGAGCCCACUCAUGAUAUCUUUAGUUUUUAUGUAAGUAAUGGAAAUAGUCAUUCGGAAAUCCACAGCAUCAAUAUCACCAUCGAGAGGAAGAAUGAUGAGCCUCCCAGGAUGACUUUGCAGCCCCUGCGCGUGCAGCUGAGCUCGGGAGUGGUGAUAAGCAAUUUUUCUUUGAGCUUGCAAGACCUGGACACCCCAGAUAAUGAGCUGAUUUUUGUAUUGACAAAAAAGCCUGACCACGGUCACCUACGCCAGAGGCAGACUGCUUCUGAGCUUCUGGAGAAUGGGAGGAUUUUAGACCAGGGCUCCUCAUUCACCUACCAGGACAUCCUGGGCGGGCUGGUGGGGUACACGCCUGGUGGGCCUGGUGUGGAGGUGGAUGAGUUCUGGUUCUCUCUCUCUGAUGGACUCCACAUGGACACUGGGAGGAUGGAGAUAUACAUUGAGCUGCCUACGGGUGAUGCCCCCCACUUGGCUGUUAACCGAGGCCUACAGCUCUCAGCAGGGUCUGCAGCACGCAUCACAGAACAGCACUUGAAAGUGACAGACACUGACUCAGAUGAAAGUCAGGUGAUGUUCAUUAUGAAGGAAGAUCCUGGUGCUGGGCGCCUGCAGACAGUGAAGCACGGCAACCUGGAGCAAAUCUCCGUCAAAGGCCCCAUCCGGAGUUUCACGCAGGCUGACAUCAGCCAAGGCCAAGUAGAAUACAGUCACAGAAAAGGAGAAUCUGGUGGGAACUUUGACUUUAAGUUUGAUGUGGUUGAUGGAGAAGGCAACAAAUUGAUCAGCCAGUCAUUUCCCAUCAUUGUUUUGGAAGACAAAUCCCCACCGGUCAUCACCACCAAUAAAGGAAUGGUCUUAGAUGAAAACUCAGUGAAGAAAAUCACCACCCUGCAGCUCUCUGCCACUGACCAGGAGAGCGAGCCAGCAGCACUAACCUACAGAAUCACCAGACAGCCCCAGCUGGGCCACCUGGAGCAUGCAGGGUCACCAGGUAUCCUGAUCACUUCUUUUACUCAGGCUGACCUGGCUUCACGAAACGUUCAGUAUGUCCACUCCAGUGAGUCCGAGAGCCAUUCAGAUGCCUUCAGCUUCACGCUCUCGGAUGGAGUCCAUGAGGUGACCCAGACGUUCCACAUCACCAUUCGCCCUGUGGAUGACUCGCUGCCCGUUGUACAGAAUGUGGGGAUGCGGGUGCAGGAGGGCGUGAGGAAGACCAUCACGGAAUUUGAGCUCAAGGCCGUGGAUGCAGAUACAGAGGCUGAGUCUGUCACGUUCACCAUUGUGCAGCCCCCGCGUCAUGGCAGCAUCGAGCGAACCACCAAUGGGCAGCAUUUCCAGUUCAUCUCCACCUUCACCAUGGAGGACGUCUACCAGAACCGAGUCAGCUACAGCCACGAUGGCAGCAACUCCCUCAAAGACUGGUUCACCUUCACUGUUGCUGAUGGGACGAACCCCUUCUUUAUUAUUGAGGAAGGAGGGAAAGAGAUUAUCACAGCAGCGCCUCAGCAGUUCCGAGUAGACAUCCUCCCAGUGGACGACAGCACUCCGAGAAUUGUCACAAACCUGGGGCUCCAGUGGCUGGAGCGUGUGGAUGGCAAGGCAACCAACUUGAUCACCAAGAAAGAACUGCUGACCCUGGACCCGGACACGGAAGACCUGCAACUUGUCUAUGAGAUCGCUACGGGCCCCAGGCAUGGCCACGUGGAGAACAAGCUGCAGCCUGGCCGAGCUGCUGUGACCUUCACACAGGAGGAUGUGAACUUGGGGUUGAUUCGUUACGUGUUGCAUGAGGAGAAGAUCCAUGAGAUGAUGGAUAGUUUUCAGUUUCUGGUGAAAGACAGUAAACCCAACGUGGUCAGAGACAAUGUCUUCCACAUCCAGUGGUCCCUCAUCAGCUUUAAACAUGCUAGCUACAAUGUCAGUGAGAAGGCGGGGUCUGUCAGCGUCACAGUGCAGAGGACUGGGAACCUGAACCAAUACGCCAUAGUUCUGUGUCACACGGAACAAGGCACCGCCAGCUCCAGCUCCAGGGUCAGCUCCCAGCCUGGGCAGCAGGACUACGUGGAGUAUGCUGGCCAGGUGCAGUUUGAUGAGCGAGAGGACACCAAAUCCUGCACCAUUGUCAUCAACGAUGAUGACGUGUUUGAGAAGGUGGAGAGUUUCACCGUGGAGCUCAGCAUGCCAGCAUACGCCCUACUAGGGGAGUUCACCCAGGCGAAGGUCAUUAUCAAUGACAAUGAGGACGAACCCACAUUAGAGUUUGAUAAGAAGACCUACCGGGUCAACGAGAGCGCUGGUUUUCUGUUUGCACCUAUUGAAAGAAAAGGGGAUGCAAGCAGCAUUGUGUCUGUGAUUUGCUAUACCAUCCCUAACUCAGCUAUGGGAAGUAGCCUCUACGCUCUAGAAUCGGGCUCUGAUUUUAAAUCUAGAGGGAGGUCUGCUGACAGUCGUGUGAUAUUCGGGCCUGGUGUCACCAUGUCCACCUGUGACGUCAUGCUCAUUGAUGACAGCGAAUAUGAAGAGGAAGAAGUGUUUGAGAUUGCCCUGGCAGGUGCUUCUGACAAUGCCCGCAUCGGAAGGGUGUCAUCGGCCAAGGUGCUCAUCAGUGGUCCCAAUGAUGCCUCCACUGUGUCCCUGGGCAACACGGCUUUCACUGUCAGUGAGGAUGCAGGAGCAGUGAAGAUCCCAGUUAUCCGCCAUGGGACUGACCUUUCGACCUUCACAUCUGUCUGGUGUGCUACGCGUCCCUCAGACCCAGCUUCUGCCACUCCAGGAGUCGACUAUGUUCCCAGCUCUAGGAAGGUGGAAUUCGGACCAGGUGUCACUGAGCAGUAUUGCACCUUGACAAUCUUAGAUGACACUCAGUAUCCAGCAAUUGAAGGGCUGGAGACAUUUGUGGUUUUCCUCAGCUCAGCACAAGGGGCCGAACUGACUAAACCUUUCCAAGCUGUCAUUGCCAUUAAUGACACAUUCCAGGAUGUGCCCAGCAUGCAGUUUGCCAGGGACUUGCUCCUAGUGAAGGAGAAGGAGGGUGUUCUGCACGUGCCUAUCAUUCGGAGUGGAGACCUGAGCUAUGAGUCGUCGGUGAGGUGCUAUACUCAGAGCCAUUCAGCUCAAGUCACAGAGGACUUUGAGGAGAGAAGAAAUACAGACUCUUCACGGAUUACGUUUCUGAAAGGGGAGAAAAUGAAGAACUGCACUGUCUCCAUCCAUGAUGACUCGAUGUUUGAGCCUGAGGAACAGUUCAGGGUCUUCCUCGGCCAUCCCCUUGGGAAUCACUGGAGUGGAGCCAGAGUUGGAAAGAAUAGCAUGGCCACCAUCACCAUAUCCAAUGAUGAAGAUGCCCCCACCAUUGAGUUUGAAGAAGCUGCGUACCAAGUCCGGGAACCCCCGGGGCCCGAUGCCACGGCCAUUCUGAACAUCAAGGUGAUCCGCAAAGGGGAUCAGAACAGGACGUCCAAGAUCCGCUGCAGCACGCGGGACGGGUCUGCCCAGUCUGGUGUGGAUUACUACCCGAAGAGCCGAGUCUUGAAGUUCAGUCCCGGUGUGGAUCAUAUCUUUUUUAAAGUCGAGAUCCUGUCCAAUGAAGACCGGGAAUGGCAUGAAUCAUUCUCCCUAGUCCUUGGCCCAGAUGACCCGGUGGAAGCAGUUCUUGGUGAAGUGACCACUGCCACAGUGACUAUCCUAGACCAGGAGGCAGCAGGGAGUCUCAUACUGCCAGCACCACCCAUUGUUGUCACACUUGCGGACUAUGACCAUGUGGAAGAGGUUACCAAGGAAGGAGUCAAGAAAUCUCCCUCCCCAGGUUACCCUCUGGUCUGUGUCACCCCUUGCGACCCUCAUUUCCCCAAGUAUGCCAUCACGAGGGAGCGCUGCAGCGAGGCUGGCAUCAACCAGACGUCCGUGCAGUUCAGCUGGGAAGUGGCCGCCCCCACUGAUGGCAACGGGGCCCGGUCUCCCUUUGAGACCAUCACUGACAACACACCGUUCACCAGCGUCAACCACAUGGUCCUGGAUAGCAUUUACUUCAGCCGGAGGUUCCAUGUGCGUUGUGUGGCAAAGGCUGUAGACAAAGUGGGUCAUGUGGGGACCCCCUUAAGGAGCAACGUUGUUACCAUCGGGACAGACAGUGCUAUCUGCCACACCCCCGUCGUGGCGGGGACAGCCAGAGGCUUCCAGGCCCAGUCCUUCAUCGCGACCUUGAAAUACCUGGAUGUCAAACACAAGGAGCAUCCGAACAGAAUCCACAUUUCGGUGCAGAUCCCACACCAGGAUGGAAUGCUGCCCCUCAUCUCCACCAUGCCCUUGCACAACCUGCAUUUCCUGUUAUCCGAGUCCAUCUACAGACACCAGCACAUCUGCUCCAAUCUCGUCACCACCCGCGAUCUCAGAGGCAUCUCAGAGGCAGGGUUCCUAGACGACAAGGUCUAUGACAGCACGGCCAUGGGGCCUGGCUAUGACCGCCCCUUCCAGUUUGACCCCAGUGUCCGGGAGCACAAGACCAUCCAGCUCUACAAACACCUCAACCUGAAGAGCUGUGUCUGGACCUUUGAUGCCUAUUACGACAUGACCGAGUUAAUCGACGUCUGUGGGGGGUUCGUAACUGCCGACUUCCAGGUGAGAGACUCUGCCCAGUCGUUCCUGACCGUGCACGUGCCUCUCUAUGUGUCGUACAUCUACGUGACGGCCCCCCGGGGCUGGGCCUCCUUGGAGCACCACACCGAGAUGGAGUUUUCCUUCUUCUAUGACACUGUUCUCUGGAGAACAGGAAUCCAGACAGACAGCGUGCUCUCUGCAAGGCUUCAGAUAUUAAGAAUCUAUAUUCGAGAGGAUGGCCGACUCGUCAUUGAAUUCAAGACCCAUGCCAAAUUCAGAGGACAGUUUGUGAUGGAGCACCACACCCUGCCAGAUGUGAAGUCUUUCAUAAUGACACCAGACCACCUGGGAGGAAUGGAAUUUGGCCUGCAGCUACUGUGGAGUGCUCAGACCUUUGAUUCUCCUUACCAACUCUGGAGAGCCACAAGCUCUUACAACAGGAAGGACUACUCGGGGGAGUACACCAUCUUCCUGAUCCCUUGCACCGUGCAGCCCACACAGCCGUGGGUUGACCCAGGAGAGAAGCCUUUGGCCUGUACCGCACAUGCCCCGGAAAGAUUCCUGAUACCCAUUGCGUUCCAGCAGACCAACCGCCCUGUGCCAGUUGUGUAUUCUCUCAAUACUGAAUUUCAGCUCUGCAAUAAUGAGAAGGUGUUUCUGAUGGAUCCCAACACAUCUGAUAUGUCACUGGCAGAAAUGGAUUACAAAGGAGCCUUCUCAAAAGGUCAAAUCCUUUAUGGCCGAGUACUUUGGAAUCCAGAACAAAACCUUAAUUCUGCUUACAAACUCCAGCUGGAGAAAGUCUAUCUUUGUACUGGCAAGGAUGGCUAUGUGCCUUUCUUUGAUCCCACCGGGACAAUCUACAAUGAAGGGCCACAGUAUGGGUGCAUUCAGCCAAACAAACACCUAAAACACAGAUUCUUGCUGCUGGACCGCAGCCAGCCAGAGGUAACCGAUAAGUACUUCCAUGACGUGCCCUUUGAGGCCCACUUUGCUUCCGAAUUGCCUGAUUUCCACGUGGUCAGUAGCAUGCCGGGUGUGGAUGGGUUUACUCUGAAAGUAGAUGCGCUCUAUAAGGUGGAAGCAGGACACCAGUGGUACCUCCAGGUCAUCUACAUCAUUGGCCCUGACACCCUCUCAGGGCCCCGGGUCCAGCGCUCUCUCACAGCCCCUCUGAGGCGCCACCGAAGGGACCUGGUGGACUCCAGUGGCCGGCUGGCCCUUGCCGAUUCCCUCAUCUAUGACAAUGAAGGGGACCAAGUCAAGAAUGGCACCAAUAUGAAGUCCCUCAAUCUGGACAUGCAGGAGCCCGUUGUAGCUGCCUCCCUGUCCCAAACGGGGGCGUCUAUUGGCAGUGCGCUCGCUGCUAUCAUGCUUCUGCUUCUGGUGUUCUUGGUGGCUUGUUUCAUCACCAGGAAGUGCCAGAAACAGAGGAAGAAACCGCCCACAGAGGACAUUUUGGAGGAAUACCCUCUGAAUACCAAGGUGGAGGUGCCCAAGCGGAGCCCCGACAGGGUGGAGAAGAACGUGAGCAGACAGUACUGCACCGUGCGGAACGUCAACAUACUGAGCGACGCCGAGGGGGCGUACGUGUUCAAAGGUGCUAAAGUGAAAAAAUUGAAUCUGGAAGUCAGAGUUCACAACAAUUUACAAGAUGGAACAGAAGUUUAAUGGAGGAGACCCAUGUGUAUUUUUUUCUAAAAUCAUUUUUAUAAAACGGGAGAAAUACUGGUAUUUUUAUAAUCUUGCAGAUGAAAAGGGAAAACUAUAGCUUUGAGCAGGGGAAGGCACACAUCACUUGCAUCAACUCACAACUGAGCUACCUCACUCAACGAAGAACCCCUAGAACCCCCAGAGUACUGGAGUCGCUGUUUCUGUGGAUCCCUUUAGUAGUCUCAGUAGCUGCAGUUGCUCCUGGAAGGCCGAUCUUCGAAAGCGAUUGUGUGUUAGUGUUAGGACGGGAGGUAGACCCAUAGGUUAGCUGAUGCAGUUCCGAGGACGGGGAAUGGACAGUGGCAGAUCUCAGAAAGUGACCUUCAGGGCCUUUGGUUUCCUCCCCCACUUCCAGCUUUCUUCCACUUGGGCUUUUCCUGAGCCUCUGGACAACAGAGUUCAAAUGGCUGGCACCCAGAUUCCAUUCAGAAUUCUGCUAAUCAGCACAAUGUUGUAUUUCUCAUUGCAUCCACUUGACAGCCUGCACUCACUCCAUGGCCUCUAAUUGCACUUUGCCAUUUCCAAAGUCCUUUUCACCUGGGGGUUCAAAGUGCUCCAGAUACUCACAGGAGAAACCUCGGGCAUGACAGGAGGGGGAGCUGAAACCUACAGAAAGGAGGGGCCUGGCAAGCACCUCAGAGCUAUCAUGUUUCUGCACUGCACCCUCGUCCCAGGGAGAUGUCCUUGUGCCCAACUAGUUGAUGCUGCAUCGAGGACAUGUUAGGACACCUUUCUGUCAAAGGAUGCUACAAAACAAGGUCACUUCCCAUGACCUUUUUCUGCAUCGCCAUGGAUGCUUUAAAAACCUACCACAUUUCCUGCUACCCCAGGCUUUGCCCAGUCCAAUAAUAGACAAGCCCAUGUGCUUUGCUAGCUGUGGGGUUUUUAUUGUGCUAGGGUUUCAGGAAAGUAAGUGAUUCAUUUGAAUAAAGCAAAUUAGGAUAAAGCCCAGGCCAGAGUGAAAUCAGUGAAUAGAUGCCUACUAAUAUAAAGUACUAGUACUCACAGCAGAUAAAGGCACCAUUCCUGGUACCGUACAUAUUUCAGGGAUUUCUCUUUAUGGGGGUUCUUUUCUGGUAGCUCAGGCACUUAUUUUUACCAUAUCAGCACAUGACAAGGCCAUAAACACCUGGCUUUUAAAUGAUUUCGUGUUCAAAUAGCAACUUAACGAUUUUGCACAUUGUGUACACACCGCUUGCUAUUGUGUUUCUUUUUGGUUCCUGCCUUAUUGCAAAACCAUAAGCAUGCAUGUCUUAAACUGGAGACACCAUUUCAUUAUUCUCUUUCUGAUGCCUGGCAUACCAUAAUCAUUGAGCAAAUGACAGCGCACCUGCAUCGCAUAAUAUUUGUACUAGAAUGACCCAAGCUCUUUGGAACAUUCCAAACUGGGAACACUUUGGUACUAAAAGCUAGAAAGAAUGAACUCUGAAAGGUUUUUGGCAUCUCUACCGUACUCCAAGCUCCUUGAGAGUAGGGCCUGUGUGAACCGUGACUUUGAUUAUUCAGCAGUGCCUUGCAUAUAACAAGCACUCCAGAAAUAUUUGUUGAGUGAACAGAUGACUGGUGUCACAGGUGAGUUAUAGGGGAAUAAAUUUAGAAACAGGAAGUAAGAGGGUAUGGUGGCAAUAUCACAAGGGAAAUGUAGAGAGAAAAGCAAAAACUGGCUUCUACUUGGAUUAUGAAAUAAUCUCAUUGGAACAAAGAAGCACCAGUUUACGUAGACAUGAAUCUGGCCAUGGUCUUAAGGAGGACUGAACCGACAAGUCAUAAUAGUGCAUUAGCAGGAGGUGAGACUGUGACUUGGUCUCCAGAGCAGGACAUAUAGAGGAAUGUCUGACUUAGCAUGCUUCGAUGAGUGUCAAGUCUUCAUGAUAGGAUGAAUCGAGGGAGCCCAGAGCCGGAAACUCCUGACUGGUCUGGUGCCACUUGAGACACCAGGCAAUUUGGGGCAGAAUUUAUGUACCCGCCUCACAAACAUCCAGAAUUGGUGUCUCAUGGCUCCCUGCUCACCAGAGGGGCAGACUCUUCUAACAACCUACAGGGCUCAUGCUAAUUCUUCAAGGACAGGAAGCCAGUCAUUUGAGGAGCAACUUUGAUUUGGUCCUUUAUUUAUCGUUCCUCAUGCCAGAUGCUUACACAUUAAAGCAACAUCUUUCCAUUUGCUCAAAUAUUCGUCUUGCACAUCCUCUCCAUUACUACCAAAGGGGACACGUGCAUGGGAAGACCGCAGACAGGUGGCAGGGUGAAGCUAGUUGGGAAGCGAUGGAGACUGAGAUCUCUGCGUGCUCCUAGCAGCCUCCAUGGAGGAGGUCUUGCAUGACCAGGGCAGCGGCCUGUGAAGACCUUGAGGUAGUGAAUCAUCUGUGUGAAAGGAAGCCCUUGGAAUAGUCCUGCCCUCCUUCCUCUCAGCUCUUCCCCCCACUACAUACAUGUUCCUGAAUGCGGUGCUUCUCUAGUGUUAAGAGAUGUGAACUUGAGAUUGACUCUUUUGAUACAGAAUUUUGUAUUUCAUUUGUUUUAUACUUCAUUUAGGGAUCAGACCAUUUGGUGGCUGAUGUGGGAUUAUACUUCAAAACUCUGCUUUCUGUUCCUGACUUGCUCACUAAAGCCCUGUGUGUGUUACUAACCUCUUACAGCAUGCCUUUAGGUAAGAAGGAACAAAGCCCCCAGGGGGUUGCUAUUUGCUAUAGCACACUGGCUGGCUGUGAAGGUUAAAAGAAAGAAGAGUCUGCAGCUGUUUUCUGCCUGCAUUGUCCCCGGGCCUCCUCAAGGACUCCUGCAGUCUCACUGGUGGAUGGGGAAUCAUGGUGGAAUAAGUUUGCACAACCUUCUGACAUUCAGGCUCGGUGUCCUGUAGGAAUUCUUGUGAUUCUUGGAUACUGCGCACCUGCUCAGACUGAGUAAAAUAUUUGUGGUGCUGUCAACCCGAUUUCUUGACUCUCAAAUGAUUUUUGUAUUUCCAAUACCAAUUUGUGUGUGAUGAAUUUCUGAUCUCUUCAAUAGCAUAUACCACUAUAUAAAUUUGUAUUAAUAAA